GUGUGUGCUGCUCCGCCGUCCGUCAGUCAGCCGCUGUUUGAAUGCGAGUAGCGGCUGGAGUCCUCACCCAGCCCGUGCACCGCAACCAGCAGCACUGUUCUCGUGUCUGCGCGGUUCUGACUUCAUCCAGCGGGGUUGUAACGGACUAAUGAGCUCUCCAUUGUCCCUCGUUGUGGCUGUGUGAGCGGCUGGCGGAGGACUGACAGGCGGCUUUUUGUGUGUGGCAUGUGAGACAGACAAGAGAGACCGAGGCGUGUUCGUGUCUCACGGAUGUUACGGGGGAAAGAAGAGGGGGAAGAAGCUUUUCCUUCAUUUUUCAUGCUGCCUGUGAAUGUGACUUUAUCUGCACCGCUCGGGUUCAGCAGGACAUGACGGAGGACGGCUGCCGGGUUUUUUUUAAUUUUUUUUUUUUUAUGUUGGGCUCUUGCUAGCUGUUGAAUGGCAAGCACUCAAAGACUAAGAUGAACAAUGACUGUGGGGCUCAGUAGUUGUGUUCAGAUGCUCCCGUGCGACCGUCGAGGUCUUUUUUAAAACGUGCAGCGAGUGUACGCGGUUUUAUUCGUGUGAAGGAAGAGCUAACACACUGAAACGCAAAAGGGAGGCUCAGUUCAGGCGCGGCCAGGCGAGCCAACAAUGCGGAUUACCUCUUGACUGUUUUGCCUUUGUGUCAAUACAGACUUGUUUGUAUAAAGUUGAGAUAACACUCGCAGGACAAACAGACGGCCCUUCUCCAUUUAUCGUUUUUAUGUUAUUGUCCUGGAAGAGGAGACGAUACAUUGACGUGUGGUACAACCCCCCCACCCCACAUGUGCACAGGUUGUCCGUGAAGCUGCAAACUGACUGAACACAGAGCAACAGGGACAACGAUGGCCAACGACUCCAUACAAAGCGACCCAGGUGGGCUGUCGGUUCUGGAGCAGCUCGGCCUGGACCAGAACUCAGAUUUCUCCGACUCCAGUGUGCAGCAGCUUCUGGAUGAACAGCGCGAAAGGAUCCGCCGAGAGAUUCGCAAGGAGCUGAAAAUCAAGGAGGGAGCCGAGAACCUACGCAGGGCGACGACUGACAAGAGGAAUGCUCAGCAGGUGGACAGCCAGCUGCGGUCUUCUAACCGCCGGCUGGACAACCUCCACGCUCAGCUGCAAGAACUGGAUGCUCACAUUGUGGUGAAGGGAGGAGAGGAGAAUAAAGAUGAGUGUCCUCAGUCUCCCGGGGCAGAGAGCCGUACGUCAGCCCACAAGGAACGCAUCGCUGCCCUGGAGAGACAGCUCAACAUCGAGCUCAAAGUCAAACAGGGAGUUGAAAACAUGAUCCCCGUCUACUCCAACGGAUCCACCAAGGACAAGAAGAUGCUGCAGACGGCCCAACAGAUGCUGCAGGAUAGUAAGACCAAAAUUGACAUCAUCCGCAUGCAAAUCCGCAAAGCUGUGCAGGCCACUGAGCACAAUGAUGACACACAGGGUAACCAGGACCUGUGCGGGAUGGAGCUACGUAUUGAAGAGCUGAGGCAUCACUACAGGGUGGAGCAUGCUGUGGCUGAGGGGGCCAAAAACGUGCUCAGACUCCUGGGGGCCAGCAAGGUCCAGGACAAGAAAGCCCUGUCUGAGGCGCAGUCCCGUCUGAGCGAGGCGUCUCAGAGGUUAGACCUGUUAAGGGACUCUCUUGACCAGCGUCUGGCAGAGCUACCAGAGGAUCAUCCCAAGGCCAGUGUCAUCAAAGAGGAGCUGGUCCUGGCUUCCUCACCUGCCUUCAGCUCUCGCCACGGAGCCCCUUACCUCCACAACCAAUACAGCACCCUCAACAAGCCCUCACCUCUCACUGGUACCCUACAGGUGCAGCUGCUGGGCUGUGUGGGGUUGUUGGAGGUGGUGCCAGGUCGCAAUAAGGGGACAGCUGUCAUGCUGCCCUGCCACAGCCCCGGAGACACCAGGUCAUUCAUGAGGGGUAGCAAGGGGCUGUACGGACGGAGCGGCUCCGUCAGCGGGAAGACGCCCAGCAAGAAUGACGAGCUCUCCUCUGAGGUGAGUGCAGUGCUGAAGCUGGAUAACACAGUGGUUGGCCAGACAGCUUGGAGGACUGUGGGAGAACAGGCUUGGGAUCAGACCUUCACUGUGGAGCUGGAAAGGUCAAGGGAAAUGGAGAUGGCAGUUUACUGGAAGGACUACCGCUCGCUGUGUGCUCUGAAGUACGUGAAGCUGGAGGAGUUCCUGGACAACCAGAAACACAGGGUUCAGCUGGAGCUGGAGCCUCAGGGCCUGCUGCUGGCUGAGGUGACCUUCUUCAACCCGGUCAUCGAGAGGGUUCCUCGCCUUCAGAGGCAGAAGAAGGUGUUUUCUAAGCAGCAAGGCAAGGCAUUCCUGCGAGCUCGUCAGAUGAACGUGGAUAUCGGGACGUGGGUCAGGCUGCUUCGAAAUGCCAUUCCCACCGUCAACAACUCAGGAACCUACAGUCCCAAUGCACACAGCCUAACACUCAACUCUGGGGAGGUCUCAGUGGAGAAGUUGAGUCUGGACAGCGACUCUCCGAUAAGAGGCGAUUACAAGAGAGACACGGACACAAACACCCCGGACCGACUGCCAGUCAUCGAGCCCUUCUCCCCCCCAGACCUCACCCCCGAGUGCCCUGUCCGAUCCCCAUCUGUCAGCAGUAAGCAGAGGAAAGGUCCUCUGUCUCUGCAGGACUUCAGACUCAUUGCUGUUUUGGGCAGGGGACACUUUGGGAAGGUGUUGCUGUCAGAAUACAAGAAGACGGGCACGAUGUACGCCAUCAAAGCCCUGAAGAAAGGAGACAUUGUAGCUCGGGAUGAGGUGGAAAGUCUGAUGUGCGAGAAGCGCAUCUUCGAGAUUGUGAACAUGUCACACCAUCCCUUCCUGGUCAACCUGUUUGCGUGCUUCCAGACUCCAGAGCAUGUGUGUUUUGUGAUGGAGUACACAGCAGGAGGCGACCUGAUGAUGCACAUCCACACAGAUGUCUUCACAGAGCCACGAGCCGUGUUUUAUGCAGCUUGUGUAGUUCUUGGACUUCAGUUCCUCCACGACCACAAGAUUGUGUACAGAGACCUCAAGCUUGACAACCUGCUGCUUGACACAGAUGGUUAUGUGAAGAUUGCAGACUUUGGACUGUGUAAAGAAGGGAUGGGCUUUGGUGAUCGGACCAGCACGUUCUGUGGGACUCCAGAGUUUUUGGCCCCAGAGGUCCUUACGGAUACAUCCUACACCAGGGCAGUAGACUGGUGGGGCCUGGGGGUCCUCAUCUAUGAAAUGUUGGUGGGAGAGUCUCCAUUCCCAGGAGAUGAUGAGGAGGAGGUGUUUGACAGCAUUGUGAACGAUGAAGUCCGCUAUCCACGUUUCCUGUCCACUGAGGCUAUUGGCAUCAUGAGAAGGCUGUUGAGGAGGAACCCAGAGAGACGACUGGGCUCUGGUGAAAAAGAUGCAGAGGAGGUAAAGAAGCAGCCAUUUUUCAGAAACAUGGACUGGGAGGCGCUGCUGCAGAGGAAAGUGCCACCUCCUUUCGUCCCCUCCAUCGGCGGCAAGGAAGAUGUCAGCAACUUCGACGAGGAGUUCACCACUGAAGCGCCAGCGCUUACACCUCCGCGUGAGCCUCGCGUGCUCUCCCGCAAAGACCAGGACAGCUUCCGGGAUUUUGACUACGUCUCUGACCUCUGCUAGUGGGGAUGGGUGGGGGCUCAAAGACUUCGAGGAAUGUUUGAUGUGGAAGGCUUCAUGGCGGUCGUGCCGGAGCGGAUCGACAGUCUCUACAGACUGUCAGCUGACUGUUUGUCUGCCGUUAACUACACUGUGAAUGAAUGUGGAGAGACCGGAAGCAGUCGGUCUUUGUUUUGUGUGUCUGCUGGGUUUCAAAGAUGGAGGACUGAGAAAAUAAAAGCUGGGAGGGACAAAAUGUUUUAUCAAAAUCAAAGGACAAAUGAAGGCCCCCUCUUCAAUCAUUGUACAACACACCAGUGACUUCAUUCAGUUUAUUUGUCACCUGUGCAGCUGUGAGAGGAGUGGCUCGCUGUCUCUUUGUACUGUUGACUGUCUGAGGCUUGCUUAAUGGCCUCUCAUACCAAUGCCUUACAUUUGUACUUGUAUUUGAUCCACAGAAAUGCAUUUUGUUGUUAUUUUGUGGCCCUUUAUACAGAGCAGCAGGAAGAGUGAUUAGAUGUGCUGCACAAAUACUCUCCAAAAAAAAAAAAAGCAUUAGAUUGUGAGAUUGGAAAUCGUGACGUUCAGAGUGUAUUUGUACGUAAAUGAUGAUGAACUUCUCUCAUGCUGACCCAUGCUAGGUGAAUUAUGAGUUAACUACGGGGUAAAGAAACCACUGUCUUAAUUUUCUUUUGGACUUUAACCAACUAUUCUUUUUUUUUUUUUUUUUAAAUGUGCUGCUUGGAUUUUAAUUUCAGCAACAGAUUUUACAAGUUGCAAAUACAUUGUAUUUUAGGUAACUUCUCAAUGCAUUACUCAUGACCCACCACACACUCUGUUUUCAUUGGAUAUACGAGUAUCCCAACCAAGCAGGUUAUUACAUUCGUUUAAAUUUAAAAGCAAAAAAGAAGAAAAAAAUCUGAACACUAAGACUUGAUGCACAUGCAACUUGUUGUCCAUUAUGGGUUUGAGACACAUUCAUCCAGUUAUCAAUAUGCUACCAUUUUUACUGUUUUGUGAACAUGAAGUAAGUAAUUUCCCUCUGAGACAAUUAUAUCUGACUUCAAACUGAACCAACACUGGCUCUUACAGUUGUUUUAGUGUCUGAAUUUAAGUUUUCAAAACUGUCUGUUGUGGUCAUGCAGGGUGUUUUGUUUCCAUCACAGUGAUAAAAUCAUCUUUGUUUUAGCCGAUAACCAAUAGAUAUCUUAGUGUUUUUUGUUUUUUUUUAAAAUCUGGAUGGCUCCACAAGCACACCCAACCUCAUUAGCCACUUUUCUACAGUAGAGCCAAUCAGAGCCUGCUGCAGUGAGUGCUGUCAUAGAUCCAAUACAUUAAAAAAAACGAUCAAUAUCAUCUGAGGGAAGCAGAAUGAUAAAUGUUGGAGAAUAUGAGCCGGUGUUAUAAACUUCUAUGACACUUGAGCUUCUCUGAGUACAAGAGAGGUUUGUUGUGAAGUUGUAUGUAUGACGGCGUGGAUUUUACUUAUCUUGAGUAUGACAAUACAAAAACCAUGUGAGAGUACGAGAUGACUUAUUUUAUAAAGAAAACCUGGAGUGAA
Acanthopagrus latus (yellowfin seabream) is the source of this 5202-nucleotide messenger RNA. It is a transcript of the gene pkn1a, whose product is annotated as protein kinase N1a. The transcript is spliced from 23 exons. NCBI's taxonomy places the organism in Eukaryota, Metazoa, Chordata, Actinopteri, Spariformes, Sparidae. Gene Ontology annotation, molecular function: ATP binding; protein serine/threonine kinase activity; small GTPase binding. The coding region runs from base 867 to 3665 and encodes 932 amino acids. The record is from RefSeq and is a predicted model, not a curated record. Gene Ontology annotation, biological process: signal transduction; protein phosphorylation.